AUAACACUCUUUUCAUUUCUCAAGUCCAAAAAAAAUUUCCCACCUUUGUUUUACUUCUUCAUUUUUUCUGCUUACCAAUACCAAUCUUCUUCAAAAUUCUUAAAUUAGUACAAUAAAUUUCCAUCCUUUCUUCAUUUGAUACCAAAUUAAAUUACUAAAUAUCAUCUAAAGUCUAAACUUUAGUGUAUAUAAACAUACAAUUAAUUUUUGUUUUUCUAAAUUAAUUUCUCUUUAAUUACUCAUCAAUUGGAAGAAGUUAGAAUUCCAAGAUACCCUUUUCAAUUUGGCAUUGAAAUCUUUUGUCAAAAGGCUAGCUGUGUAUUGGAAUUUGUAGGAAUUGUUUGUUGAUCAAAUACCCAAUUGUAGAAAAAGAAAAAAUCCCUAAAAUAUAAGGGGGGGAAAAAAUUAAAGUGUGAAAAUUUAUAAAUAAAAAUGGAAAAUAUGGUUGUUCUUGAUGGUGAGCAAGAAUCAAUGGAUUUACCACCUGGGUUCAGAUUUCACCCUACUGAUGAAGAGUUGAUCACUCACUAUCUUUCAUUCAAGGUUGUUGAUACUAAUUUUUGUGCUAGAGCAAUUGGAGAAGUUGAUUUGAAUAAGUGUGAACCUUGGGAUUUACCAAAGAGAGCAAAAAUGGGAGAAAAAGAAUGGUACUUUUUCUGUUUAAGAGACAGGAAAUACCCAACUGGAUUAAGAACAAACAGAGCAACUGAAGCAGGAUAUUGGAAAGCUACUGGGAAAGAUAAAGAAAUUUAUAGAGGAAAAUCACUUGUGGGUAUGAAGAAAACCUUGGUUUUUUACAAAGGAAGAGCUCCAAAAGGGGUGAAAUCUAAUUGGGUUAUGCAUGAAUAUAGACUUGAAGGCAAAUCCUCCCUUCAAAACCUCCCUUCCAAUGCCAAAAAUGAAUGGGUGAUAUGCAGGGUAUUCCAAAAAAGUGCAUCAGGAAAGAAAAUCCCAUUCUCAACCCUAAUUCAAUCAAAUUCAUCAGGAAUUGAAUUCAACCCAUCAACAAACCUCCCACCAUUAAUGGAAUCCUCACCUUACAACACAAAUUACAAUACCCAUCACGUGUCCUGCUUCUCCAACUCCAUGGAAACUGCUCAAACAAGUCAUUACCAACCCAUUGAUCAACCCUCUUUUAAUGGGUUAAACAACCAUCCUUACACUUCAAUUCCCAUAAAUCCUGGUGAUAAUUCAUAUUACACUAGACUUGGGGGUGUAAAUCCCUAUUUUUCUCCCCAAAUAGGCCCUAAUUCUGGGAAUUAUUCGGAUCAAAGGAUUCUCCAAGCAAUUAUUGAGAAUAAUGGGGGAGAAUUAAAACAGAGUAUGAAAACAGAGGUGUUUAAUUACAGUGCAUCACAAGAUACUUGUUUAAGUAGUGAUUUAAAUAAUGCUGAAAUCUCGUCCGUUGUUUCUAAUCAUGAUAUCAGUCGGAGGCCGUUCGAUGAUCUUGAUGGACCGUCGACUUCUGUUGGGCCGUUAGAUAUGGAUUCUAUAUGGAAUAAUUAUUGAAAAAAAUUACUGCAGAGGAGAUUAUAAAAAAAAAUUAGGAGAAAAAAAGAUUAUAGAAAUUAUAUAUAUUUAUUACACGUUGAUUCAUUGAAGGUUUGUAUUAGUUUGGUGUAUAGAAUUUACUGAAUCCAAUUAGGGAUACAGAUGAAAUACAGUAUUUUAUGUAUUUUAGUAUGAUAUAUAAUAUAUUAGUAGAGAAUACAUUAUAGCAACUGUCUAGUCUUACAUGUAUUUUAUAACUUGUGAUUUGGUUGUUAGAGUUUUGAAUGAAAUUGUUCUAAGAAUUAAUGUAUUAAAGAUUAUUGGUAAACAA
Amaranthus tricolor (Joseph's coat) is the source of this 1822-nucleotide messenger RNA. RefSeq names its product NAC domain-containing protein 100-like. NCBI's taxonomy places the organism in Eukaryota, Viridiplantae, Streptophyta, Magnoliopsida, Caryophyllales, Amaranthaceae. Gene Ontology annotation, biological process: regulation of DNA-templated transcription. Bases 433 to 1509 code for a protein of 358 amino acids. Gene Ontology annotation, molecular function: DNA binding. The transcript has 3 exons. The record is from RefSeq and is a predicted model, not a curated record.